AUGGUGUGUACAAGGGCACGAGAUUACGGGCAUAAUCAAAAAUUAUAUCAACGAUAUGAAGACGGUGAUGAUGAAGAAAUUUAUUAUGACGAUUAUAGUAAAUUUGAUAGUGAUACAUUAAUGAAUACGUCAGUGAAUACAUCAUUGAAUUCAUACACUAGAACAACACCAUCAUCGACAACAUUUACUAUACCACGAACAUCACCUUCAAUAAUUUCUAGUACCACCACUGCAGUAUCCUGGAGACAACAAAAACCAAAGCGAGUUACAUUAAAAUUAGUUUUUGUUAAUCAAGAUGAAGAACAUUUAUAUAAUUGUGCGGCAUUUCCGAUACGUAAUAAUGAAUUAGAACUUUAUGGUUCAAAAUUUUCCGAAAUAAGGAAUCGUUAUCAAAAUCAUCAACGAAUCAUUCCUCCAUUAAUUAGAGAUGAACGUAGAAUAAUUCCUAAAUUAAUUAGAGAUGAACGAACCGUUAAUGAUUUAUUGGAUGAAUUUAAUAAUAAUGAUAUAUGUGAUCAUACGUCACCGUCGCUUAAUAGAUCACAAAUCAUUCGAAUUAUUUAUAAUAUUUGGGGAUUAAUGGUAACAGCCAUUAAUAAUUUUACAGAUGGAGUAAUAGAAGUCAUACCAAGUUUAAAAACCAUUAAAUUAUUAAUGAUUUUUGCUUUUAUAUUAUUAACAUUUAUUUGUAAUUCGAAUUAUGACUUUUCAAAUUUAAAUAAUGCCGAAACUUAUGAAUCCAUAACAUCUAAAAUAUGGUCAUUAUUAAGUUCCAAUAAUAAAGCAUCAUAUACAAUACAACAAAUUCUUGAUGCUCAACAACAAGUUUCACCUGAGAUGACAGAAAAGAAAGUUGAAGAUAUGUUAAAUAAAUUUGUUCCAUCAAUAGUUCAUAAUGUUUUAAGGGAUGAAAUGAUGAAUGUUCAAUUACCUGAUACUGAACAACUUAAUGAAUUCGUUGCAAAAGUCGCUCAUCGAAUAUUUAUGGAAUAUGUUAAAUCCGAUAUAUUGAAUAUACCAGAUUUCGCAUUAAAUUCAGGUGGUGCAAGAAUUAUACCUUCUUAUACUAGUCGAAGUUAUUUAGAAAUGCCAAAUUCUUUUAUGGGAAAAGUUCGUGCAAGAAUAACUGGACGAGGGAUGAUAGUAGGAUUAUCACCAACCAUGGCAAUAACUGGUGAUAAUUCAUUAGGUAAAUGUUUCUCAUUUUCCGGAGAUAAAGGUCAACUCGCAAUACAAAUUAGUCGAUCAAUUUAUAUUACUUCUGUUACAUAUCAACAUAUUGAUAGAACAUUAGCAUUGGAUGAUGAUAAUUUACGAAAAGCAAAUAAUUUCAUAAAGUUGGGAGAAUAUAUUUAUGAUUUGGAAGGUCCACCUGUACAAAAUUUUGCUAUUGAACAUGUCAAUGGAAAAAUUUACAUAAACGAACCAAUAGAAAGAAUAGAAAGAAUAGGGGGGAAUGUUUUGGAAUUAGAAACAAGAAAUUCAACAACAACAAUCAUCACCAGUAAUGAUGAUGAUAAUUCAACCGUCACUCUUGCCACUUCAACGAAUAGAAAAAAGUUAAAUAAGAGAAAUGUCAAAGAAAAAAAGAAUAAAAAGCCAGUUAAAAAACAAAAAUUUGAAAAAAAUCAUUCGGAAGUUAAGGAAGAAGAAGAAAAUUCUUCAAUUCCUAUGGUUUUUGCGGCCGUAAGUACUAAAGACGACCCAAAAUUACCAUGCUUAACUUUUCGAUUUUGGAUUUUGAGCACUUUCUUUACUACACUUGGUGCCACAUUGUCGGAAUUUUAUUACUUUCGUUCAAACGGAAUUAGCUUUUCAAUAUUUUUCGUAUUAAUAGUAUCUUACGUAAUUGGUAAAUGGAUGGCAAAAGUAUUUUCAAAACGAAAAUUUAAAAUUGGAAAAUAUGAAUUUAGUUUGAAUCCAGGUCCAUUUAAUAUCAAUGAACAUGUUUGUAUAGUUGUCGCUGCUGGUGCGGGUGGAGGAUCAGCAUAUGCAACGGAUAUUAUUGCCAUUCAAGAACUUUUUUAUAAAACUAGUGUCAGUUUUAUAAAAGGUUUUUUAUUACUUAUGAGUACUCAAAUUCUUGGUUAUGGACUUGCAGGAUUUCUUCGGAAAUAUCUCGUUCGACCAGUGAAUAUGAUUUGGCCAUCAAAUUUGGUUUUUGCAUCUAUGUACAACACAUUACACGGAAAUGCUUCCGAAACACGUGACAAACUUCGAUUUUUCUUGAUAGCAUUUAUAACAAUGUUUAUUUGGCAAUUUAUACCUCAAUAUAUGUUUACUUGGUUAAAAAGUAUGGCACUUUUAUGUGUUUUUGCUCCUAACAAUAAAUUAAUUAAAAAAUUGAGUAGUGGAUAUCAAGGUAUUGGAAUUUUAAAUUUUACUCUUGAUUGGAAUGCAAUUGGUCAAUCUGGUCCUUUGUUCACUCCUUGGUGGGCUCAAGUGAAUUGGUAUUUUGGUGUUAUUCUCGGUACAUGGAUUAUAGCGCCAUUAUUAUACUAUAAUAAUUUCUUAGAUGCUCAAAAAUUUCCAUUUUUGUCAACAUUUCCACUUGACAAAUAUGGAGAAAGAUAUAACCAAACUCAAAUCGUAGACCAAACCACUUGGUCUCUAAAUGUUACAGCUUAUCAAAAUUACAGCCCAGUAUAUUUAUCAGUUACUUUUGCAGCGACGUAUCUAUAUUCAUUCAUGUCAUUAACUGCAGCGAUGAGUCACGUGUUAUUGUUUUAUGAAAUUCCAAAUACAUGGUACGCUACACUCUUUGUUGGGAUGUUAAUAAUUGCGAUCAUUCUUGGCUACAUAACAGAGGCAAAUUUACCAUGGUGGGGUUUACUAGUGGCUAUAUCUUUGGCAGUGAUUAUGGUUCUCCCAAUUGGAAUUAUUCAAGCAAUUUCAAAUAAUCAAGUUGGAUUAAAUUUAAUUAUCGAAAUGAUUUGUGGCUACAUUCUUCCAGGUCGUCCUAUUGCAAAUGUUUAUUUCAAAUGUUAUGGUUAUGUGGCAAUGUAUCAAUGUCUUUUAUUUUUAUCAGAUUUGAAAUUGGGACAUUAUAUGAAAAUUCCACCAGAAAGCAUGUUUAUAUCUCAAUUAUGGGGUACAGUCCUAGGUGGAUUUGUAAAUUUCUGGAUGCUCAAAUUAAUUAUUAAAAUAAAAAGACCAUUUCUUGAUGGAACUUUACGUGAUCCAUCUGGAAAAUGGACAGGUUAUUCCUCACAAGUUUUUAAUACUGCUUCAAUUGUAUGGGGAUUAAUUGGACCUGCUCGAACAUUUGGAUCGGGUUCAAUGUAUCAACCACUCUUAUGGGGUUUUUUAAUAGGUUUCUUGGCUCCUAUACCAUUUUAUUUACUUCAUCGUAAAUUUCCAAAAGUUAGAUUUGAUCUUGUAAAUGUACCAUUGAUUUGUGUUGGAUUAAGUUUUUUACCUGAAUAUUAUACGAAUUUCAUUUUAACCGGAUUUGUUGCAACACAAAUCGUAACAAUGAUCAUUUUCUUUUGUCUUAAUGGCGUUGUUCAGGUUUCAUUUCCUGAAUGGUGGGGAAAUAAUAAAGAAUCUCAAGGUGAACGAUGUUUUGCGCCGGAUUAA
Molecule: messenger RNA, 3579 nt
Organism: Diversispora eburnea
Lineage: Eukaryota; Fungi; Glomeromycota; Glomeromycetes; Diversisporales; Diversisporaceae
Source: the annotation of a GenBank genome assembly